AUGGCGAGUUUCAUUGCAGUUGGUCAUUCUGUUGAGUGGUUGAACGAGGUGGAAGAACGUCGUAUCCAAGUUCUUAUGCUGAUGUUGUCACUGAGGCGUCUCAGUCGAGUGCAGAAGGUUCGAAUGCGUGAUUCCCGCGAGAAGACUGCUGAAGCUCGUCAGAGCGUUGACGGCGUGACAUUGCAGCUGCAGAAUCUUCUCUAUGAAGUGGCCCAUCUGAAGAAGGAAGUGAGACGGUGCCUGGACUUCCAGUCAGCUGACCAGGAGAUUGAUCUUGUGCCUGUAGAGCAGUUCUACGUGGAAGCUCCGGAGUCCAUCAGUCGUCCAGCUGAGACUGUGGAAAAUCCUCACGAACAGCGGUUGGCUCGCCUGCAGUGGGAACUGGAGCAGCGCCGGGACCAGACGCAGCUCUUUGAUAAACUCACUCAAGAGAAAGAGGCAGUUGCUGAAAAUAUCAAUGAGCAAGAGCGAAAGUUGGCAUCACUGGCACCGAGGAUUAACUCAAUUUUGGAGGCUACUCGUCCUCUUCAAGAUGCUCUGGACUUGCCCAUUGAUGCCAAGAGAGAUCAGCAGAGGAUUGUUCAACUGCUGCCCAGUCCACUCUACACACUCUGGGUUCAGGCAUCUGCCUAUGGAGAAGCAUUUGAUGCUAACAUAAAAGUUGAAGUGUUUGGUGAUGUUGACGCUGCCAAGAAACUCAUUGCUAAGGAAGAAGAUUCCCGAACUGAAAACCUUUCUGAAUCUGAUAAUGACCAGGAUCAACAGGAGGAGAAUCUGUCUCGUAAGAAGCGCAAUCGCAAAGCCCAGAAAAUGGACACAGAAGAAAUAGACGAUGGAGUGAAGCAAAUGCUGGGACUACAUCCACUUUGUGUUAAGAUCAAUGUCAGCACUAAAGAAGGAAACAGCGUGUGCGUUUCAUUUUUCUACAUGCAGACAUUGCGUAUAGUGACAGCCAAGUGCUCAGUUCAUCUCCAUGAGAAGACCAAGUCUGCCAUAACAGAUGUGAUCAGUGGAGAUACUCUCUUGAACUGUCUCUUACCUGACGAUGAUGGACAGACAUCGCCCAAUCCUGCCAACUUUUUCCAGCUGAACCGUCUACGCAUCAACCUCUGUGACCACCUCAGUGCCACUGGUAGACCAUACAAGUGGGCACAGACACUGGCAGGCUUGUCAUUCUCAAGUUCUAAACAGUCUGCAGGUACUGGAGAAGAAACUCAAGAGAUGUGUGCUGUUGGUGGUGGAAGCAGUGUUGGUGAGGUGGCAGAGGUAGUAACCUGGCAGGAUAGUGCUGAACAGAUGCCUCACACCAUACAGGCAAUCCGCCGGAGGCUACAAGCCAGACUUGCUCUGCAUGCUCAACUUGUCAACUUGGAAACUGCUAAUUCAACCAGUUCGAUUGCAAUACCUGCUGAACUGCUGCGUCAACACUUCCCAGGGAAGGUGUGCUCUGAGUUGAAGUCCUGGCGCCCCAUCACCUGGGCAGAUUACGAGGCAGCCCCAUCCACUCGCUCACUUUGUGAAGCUCAGAUAGUCUCGCCACAACAUUUAUUGUUCAAGGCUAUAUUUGAUCGCAAACAUGUGCGUCUAGAAGCAAUGGUGGCAGUUUCCCCGGAUCAUCCGAGUACAGUUCCAGUGGUGGCACUGUCACUUCACUGGGAGGGUCAACACCAGACAACUAACAACCCACAGCUCAGGCAUAUGGAAAAAGAAGUAAAUGUACAUUGGGAUGAGUUAGUUUCAUCACGUAGUGAUCGCCUUCACCUGCUCCCCUUGAUCUUAUACCCUGCGGUGUGUUUAGAUGUUUAUACCGAGGCUUACAGUGCUCAUGCUGAUGCCAGAGGUCCUGAUGCUCAAUUCCAUAAGGAGAAAAUAUUUUUUAGACCUGCAAGAGGUCCAGACCGAGCAUUCCCUUUUAAGUACCAUCCAAAACUGGGGGUCUUCUCUCAGCGUUAAUGGAAGUUCUGUCUUUUUUAUACAUAUAAAUAUUGCUUUAUUAAUAAAAAUGUAUGUUUUUUUUUUUAUUUCUGUAAUAAAUAUAGUUUAAAAUUA
Cherax quadricarinatus is the source of this 2049-nucleotide messenger RNA. The record is from RefSeq and is a predicted model, not a curated record. NCBI's taxonomy places the organism in Eukaryota, Metazoa, Arthropoda, Malacostraca, Decapoda, Parastacidae.